Penicillium verhagenii is the source of this 4164-nucleotide messenger RNA. Its product is annotated as glycine--tRNA ligase. Gene Ontology annotation, molecular function: glycine-tRNA ligase activity; ATP binding; protein binding. The transcript has 4 exons. The coding region runs from base 1 to 4164 and encodes 1387 amino acids. Gene Ontology annotation, cellular component: cytoplasm; mitochondrion. Lineage: Eukaryota; Fungi; Ascomycota; Eurotiomycetes; Eurotiales; Aspergillaceae. The record is from RefSeq and is a predicted model, not a curated record. Gene Ontology annotation, biological process: mitochondrial glycyl-tRNA aminoacylation.
AUGACUCAAUUGCUGCCGCGACUUUUCCCCCGCUCCUCUGCUUUUUCCCCUCCGUCCCUCCUCAGGACUUUCGCAUCUUCGACCGCGCCCCCGAAGCCCUCCAAACGAAACCCCAAGAUGGCUACUGUCGCCACCAAGACCGGCCAGGAUGUUGACCGCAACAUCCUGGACUCAAUGCUCCGCCGUCGCAUGUUCUACACCCCCUCCUUCGAGAUCUACGGUGGUGUGUCGGGUCUGUACGACUAUGGCCCACCUGGAACCGCCCUGGUCGCCAACAUGACCGACUUGUGGCGCAAGCACUUCGUUCUGGAGGAGGAUAUGCUGGAGGUUGACACCACCAUGCUCACCCCCCACGAUAUCCUGAAGACCAGUGGGCACGUGGACAAGUUCGCCGACUGGAUGUGCAAGGAUCCCAAGACUGGCGAGAUCUUCCGUGCCGAUCACCUCGUCGAGGAGGUCCUCGAGGGCCGUCUCAAGGGUGACAAGGAGGCGCGCGGCCAAAAGGUCGUCGUUGACGAGGAGAAGGAGGCCAAGAAGAAGAAGAAGUCCAAGGGCGAGAACAAGGCUGUCAAGCUGGAGGAUGCUGUCGUCAAGGAGUACGAGGAGACUCUGGCCCAGAUUGACAACUUCGAUGGCCCCGAGCUCGAGAAGAUCAUCAUCAAGUACGAUAUCCGUAACCCUACUACCGGUGGCGCCGUUCUGCCCCCCGUCGCCUUCAACCUCAUGUUCGCUACCUCCAUUGGUCCCAGCAGCAACAUGCCUGGUUACCUGCGCCCCGAGACUGCCCAGGGUCAGUUCUUGAACUUCGCCAAGCUGCUUGAGUUCAACCAGCAGUCUAUGCCUUUCGCCUCUGCCUCCAUUGGCAAGUCCUUCCGUAACGAGAUCUCCCCACGUGCCGGUUUGUUGCGUGUGCGUGAGUUCCUUAUGGCCGAGAUUGAGCACUACGUCGACCCAGAGGGUGGCAAGAAGCACCCCCGCUUCGUUGAGGUCAAGGACCUCGAGAUGUCCCUGCUUGACCGCAACGUCCAGCUGUCUGGCAGCACCAAGACCACCAAGAUGACCAUUGGUCACGCCGUGGAGACUGGUCUGGUCGACAACGAGACCCUGGGUUACUUCCUCGGUCGUAUCCAACUUUUCCUGCUCAAGCUGGGUAUUGACUUCAACAAGCUGCGUUUCCGUCAGCACAUGGCCAACGAGAUGGCCCACUACGCCGCUGACUGCUGGGAUGCUGAGCUCCAGACCAGCUACGGCUGGAUUGAGUGUGUUGGCUGUGCCGACCGCAGUGCCUACGAUUUGACCGUGCACAAGAACAAGACCGGUGCCCCGCUUGUGGUUCGUGAGACUCGUGCCGAGCCUUUGCGCAUCGAGGAGUUCCAGAUCGACCUUGAGAAGAAGAAGUUCGGUCCUCGCUUCAAGAAGGAUGCCAAGGCCGUCGAGGCUGCCAUUGAUGCUUUGUCUCAGGACCUGCGUGAGAAGCUCUCCCUGGACCUUGAGAAGGACGGCAAGAUCGAGAUUGAUGUUGCCGGUGUCGGAUCUGGCAAGGUUGAGCUUGAGAAGGACAUCAUCACUAUUGAGAAGCGUACCCGCGUCGACAAUGUCCGCGAGUACACUCCUAACGUCAUUGAGCCCUCCUUUGGUAUCGGUCGUAUUAUGUACAGCAUGAUCGAGCAUGUCUACUGGUCGCGUGCCGGUGAUGAAGCCCGUGGUGUGCUGUCUUUCCCCCCCUCUAUUGCCCCCACUAAGGUGCUGUUGGUUCCCUUGUCCACCAACCCCGCCUUCAAGCCCCUCACCCAGAGCCUUACUGCUAAGCUGCGUCGUCUCGGUGUCUCCAACCGUGUGGAUGACUCGUCUGCCAGUAUCGGUAAGCGCUACGCUCGCAACGACGAGCUGGGUACUCCCUUCGGUAUCACUGUCGACUUCCAGUCCGUCAAGGACAACACUCUCACCCUCCGUGACCGUGACUCUACCAAGCAGGUCCGUGCCAGCGAGGAGGAGAUUCUUGCGACCGUCAAGUCGCUCACUGAUGGUGACGAGACCUGGGAGGAUGUGGUCAAGCGCCUGCCCGAGUUCACUGUGAAGAUGGCACCUACGGUUCAUUCUGCCAAGAUCACCCUCUCAUGUCCGCUCUUCGCAGCUGAAUUUGACCCACGGGAUAAUGGUCGUUUGUUCGUGGGCGGCGGAGGCGGCGAGGGUCGCAGCGGAUCGCUACUAGAUACUUCACGUCGAAAUGAGAUCACAGAGGCUCUUGAGCUGAGUUUGUCGCGCGACGAGGACUCGGUGACGUCGUUGGCUGCAGCGCCGCAAGCUGGCGACGACGAACAUUCGCUCGUUGUUCUCGCUGGAAUCAACAGCUCAGUUGCGGAGCAGAAAAAAAACAAUAACCAACAUAUGCGCGCAUUUCGAUUCGACGCGCCACGGAAAGUCCGCCCUACGCCGACGGAAGUGGUGGGGGAACAGGAGGGGGACGAAGCCAACACCGAGAAGAAAGAGCAGCCCAAGGAAGAGGUGAUCCCUGGAAAGACAGAAUCGCUUUCUCGUGCUUCGUUGUUUCGGUUUAAAAGCGGAGCCGAUGCGGGUGAUUCCUAUCAACGCGUGUUGAGGUUGUCGCCCUGGAGGAAACCCAGAACCGAUGGCGACAAGAGCAGCAGCGAACCCAGGGUCGGUGCUAUCACAACUGGACUCGCACCAUCUGGUGAGAUUGUCUUGUUAAGUCCGACGGGUUCUCCAACGCAGUCGGAUGUGAUUGGUCGUAUCCGUCUCAGCAACAGCGAGGAAGCAGAGGAUAUCGACUUUGUCAGUCUGGAGUUCGACCCUGAUCAGACUACUGAUGCUACUGGCCGGUUCCGUGUAGCCUAUACCAACGGGGCAGAUGUUAUGGUCGGUGAGAUUUCGUCUUCGACACGUUCAAAUGCCGCUCCGGACGUUCGCUGCAUCUACACUAUCCCUCUACCCAGCAGUGGCGCUCGUGCUGCACGUCCCAAAUUCCGUGCUCUGCGCUUCCUUUCUCCAAGUGCCAUUCUGCUCUUGCAGAAUGCUCCGAACCGCGGCGGAAGUGAGCUGGUUCUUCUCAAACUGCCAAAGACCAAGGACGCACAAGCUAAGAUCCUCCGCCGCCGCAAUCUUCCCCGAGGCGUAAAGAUCGGCCUCGGCCUCGACGUAUGCGCACUCGGCACCAACCCCGUUGGUCAACAACAAACCAUCAUUGCCGCUAGCGGUAGCGAUAACUCCAUCACUCUGUGGACAAUUGAAUACGGUCCCAACCGUGGCUACGAAAAGAUCAAGCCCUUCACAACCCUUCGCGAUGUACAUCCUUUCUCCAUGACAAAAUUGUGCUUCUCAACCUUCAUUGCCCCUGCCCACCCUAUCACCCCAGAAGUGCCCCCGCAGAGAGUCAAGCUGGCCUCCAUAAGCAUGGGUAACACAGUCGUCGUCCACACCCUACCACUAUCACCAUUCCCGCCUUCCUCGCGCCAUCCCCGCUACACUCUGUCUCUCCCCGGUCCCUCCGAAACCUGGGAACUCCUCGUCUACAUCAGCGUCUGCCUCCUAUCAUUCACAGCCAUCAUCUUCGCCAUCCUCGUCUACACCGAGAUCCGCGGCGCAACCCCUCCCUACUUCGGCGCCACCCAAUGGCUGUCCGACGGGAUCCGCGAGUCCUGGGCUUCGGAAUACAUUGCCCCACCUCAGGGCCAGGGCUCUUAUCUGGAUUAUAUCCUCUCUCCAUCUCGCGGCCAGGGCCAGAACCCUCUCGACAAAACACAUUUCAUUCCAAACCCCCACGCCGACGCUACUGUUGACGCAGAUGUCCUGGAAAGUCUCAAGGCUAUCCUUGACCGCGUCCACAGCGCUGGCGCUGCACCCGCUGAUCUAGAGACGCUGGCUCCGCAGUCUCUCUCUGUCAUUGUCCGGUGUACUGAUCACGGGAACGCGGAGCAGAGCGUCCUUAUCGAGACUUCCUCGUCUGCGCACCACCAUCAGCUUGUCGAGACUGAGCGCCUGCGUUCUUACGAGGAUCUUAGCGGUGAGGACCGGGUUGCCUGGAAACAGCGACUCACUGACGCGGGACGCUGGACUGCUAGUGAGGGCGAGACCGUGUUGCAGGGAGUGCUGUUUAGCGAGGCUUGUGGUCAGCUGAGGCAGUUUGUAGCAAAUGAGCUGCCUUGA